This is a messenger RNA of Colletotrichum chrysophilum, 693 nucleotides long. RefSeq lists its product as uncharacterized. Lineage: Eukaryota; Fungi; Ascomycota; Sordariomycetes; Glomerellales; Glomerellaceae. The record is from RefSeq and is a predicted model, not a curated record. The coding region runs from base 1 to 693 and encodes 230 amino acids. The transcript has 4 exons.
AUGGCCUCGCUCUUCGGUCAGGUCCACCAGGAGCACUCCAACGCUCAAGACGACGACAUCGACCAAGAGUACCCCGGUGAAGAGCGCACCUGUGUCCAGGGCUACGCCGAAAUUCUCGGGCGACAUCACCACACCAUUGAGAAAGAGUCCCAGAACCAGGGACAGGGCAGCAGCAGCAACAACAACAACAACAACAUCAACCAAGUCUCAAACUUGCAGCGCAGCAGCAAACCGACGCAUUCAGCACACGGUGCCAUCUACGACUCCUUGGCCCUCUCUGAGUCAACAGACUUUUCCGAGACCGACGACAUUGUCGGUUGGCGAUUCGACCCUCCCACGAAAUCCGUACUCCUCCUCACGCACCGCGCAAGCGAUCUAUACGAGACCACCCGGCUCGUCCCCGAAUCUCUCAUCCAGCACAGAUCGCCAGAAAAGCUCUAUAACUACUGGGCGUCCUUUGGCCAGCCCAGACAAGUCACCGUUGGUUCCGACUUCUACCACAUCCUGAACAUCCUCGCCCACGAUGCGGACUCGAUGCUGAAGAUACAGUGGGUCGGGUAUCCGCCGUCCGACGCCGAAACAACAUGGGAACCCGCCGCCAAGGUUCGCAGGAUGAAUCCAGUGCUUCUUGUCGAUUACAUCACUCGACAUGACCCCAAGCGCGAGAUUAAGGCGAGCCUGAAGCGCAGUUGA